This is a messenger RNA of Phaedon cochleariae (mustard beetle), 716 nucleotides long. The record is from the annotation of a GenBank genome assembly. NCBI's taxonomy places the organism in Eukaryota, Metazoa, Arthropoda, Insecta, Coleoptera, Chrysomelidae.
AACUUGCAGAAAAUUCAACCAAAUGUAUCCUGAAUUGACACCAAUGAACAAAAGGAAUGAGAAGAAGAAGAAGUCAACCUAUAUCAUUUUCCUCAAAAAUAAAAAAUGGAAAACUAUCGUAAAGGUAAAAAUAUCGAGGAACCCCUAGAAAGAAGUAACAUUCCUAUAAAAAAUUUGCCAGAUAAUUUUCUCUGGAUGCAGGUUAGAGGAGGUAGUAAAAUAAGAAAUCUCCUAACCCAUGCUCUCAACGAAUUUCCGGAAAUAAAACAUGUAGUAUGGACGGGUUUUGGAACCUCUGUAGGAAAAUGUAUCACUUGUGCUGAAAUUAUGAAACAAGAAUGUAAAAACUCACUGCAUCAAAUCACCAGGCUUUGUUAUAGAAUAGUUGAAGAAUACUGGGAUCCAAUUCUUCCUGAAUUAGACCAGCUAGUUGUGAAGCGCAAACUUCCAAUGAUCCAUAUAUAUCUUACUGACACAUCUCUGGAUCCUGAAGAAAUAGGUUAUCAGGCACCAGGUGUUUUCAAUUCCUUUAAAUCUGAAGAGAGUGGGUCUUCAACUAACAGAAGACAAAAUAGACAAUUUGGUAGAAUACCAACCAAUAAGCCAACUUCAUCAAGGAAUCAGAGAAAUAAGAAAAUAGAUAAUUCAGGCAUCAGUGAAGCUAGUAGUAGUGGUAACAAUAAAAAUGGUACAUGAAACUAGCAGAAAGCUAACAA